Messenger RNA from Acaulospora morrowiae, 197 nucleotides. NCBI's taxonomy places the organism in Eukaryota, Fungi, Glomeromycota, Glomeromycetes, Diversisporales, Acaulosporaceae. The record is from the annotation of a GenBank genome assembly.
AACAAGUUUGUCCGAUAUGUCGUGACAACUUAUCCGAAUCGAAAUUAUUCAAAAGUCCCGAUACCGAAAACCUUGUUCAGUCUUGGAUGAAACUUAGACAAACCCUGUUAAGAGGCGCUCUGGAGGAAAAAAUCAAAUCAUCCAAAAAAGAAUCGGAUACCGCUAACGUCAACUCCCAAAGCGAUAAGGAAAAGUAA